Molecule: messenger RNA, 2506 nt
Organism: Pangasianodon hypophthalmus (striped catfish)
Lineage: Eukaryota; Metazoa; Chordata; Actinopteri; Siluriformes; Pangasiidae
Gene: psap
Product: prosaposin
Exons: 14
Coding region: 131-1711 (526 amino acids)
Biological process (GO): sphingolipid metabolic process
Cellular component (GO): lysosome
Source: RefSeq, a predicted model, not a curated record
ACAGCGUUUUAAGGCCGAGCUGGUGUCAGUGCACCGCAGUGCGGUUGCGGUACACAGCUCUGAGCAGACAGAUAGCCUGUGCUCACGGAGAGAGAAGUCACAGAAAAAGGCGCUCUGCAGUGAACUCAAGAUGUUCCUCACGCUGCUUUUGGUCUCCACGGCUGUGGCCAGCCCUCUGCUGGGAACUGAGCAGUGUGCUCGUGGGCCCCCGUACUGGUGCCAAAACGCGAAGACGGCUUCCCUUUGUGGUGCAGUGUCCCACUGCCAACAGAAUGUCUGGAAUCAGCCUCAUAUGAAAUCAGUGCCAUGUGACUUAUGCAAAGAGGUGUUGAUUGUGGUAGGCCAACUGCUUAAGGACAAUUCAACAGAGGCUGAGGUCCUGAGCUACCUUGAAAAAACAUGCCAGUUGAUUCCUGAUGAAGGCCUGGCCGCUCAAUGCAAGGAAGUUGUGGAUAAUUACUUCCCUGUCCUCAUUGACAUUAUUAAAGGAGAGCUGGAGGACCCAGGUGUGGUAUGUAGUGCUCUUGGCCUGUGUGUAUCCCAGCAGGAGGUUCUUGCCAAAGCUCAGCUCAUAUCCAAUGAGAUUCCUAAGGUGGAUCUGACCCAGAGGGUUAAUCCAUUACUCCUCAACAUCCCUCAGCUCCUUUACCCCAAGGAGAAUGCCAAUAAGGAGAAGGAGAUCACCGCAGAGGAGAGUGAUGCUGUGUGCGAUGACUGUGUAAAGUUCAUCACUGACACUCAGGAGGAAGCCAAGAAAAAUGCUUCCUUUGUCACCUCCCUGAUUGAACAGAUUGAGAGGCAGUGUGACCUGCUGGGUCCUGGCAUGGCUGAAAUCUGCAAGCAGUACGUCGGCCAGUACGGUCCUCUUGUUUUUCAGCAGCUCAUGUCCAUGCAACCCAAAGACAUCUGUUGCCGUGCUGGUUUCUGUGACUCCACCCUCGAAUCUGUUCCCAUGCUGAAUCUGGUUCCUGCUAAAUCCAUCCCUGCAAAAAAAACCAUCCCUGCCACUAAACUGGUAAAGGCUUCCUCCAUCAAAGUUGCCAAGAAGAUGGUGCGUGCCCGUGAAUCCCCUCAGUGUGCCAUCUGUGAGUUUGUGAUGAAGGAGCUUGAAAGUAUAAUCCAGGACCACACCACUGAGGAAGAAGUGGUGCAAGCUGUGGAGAAAGUGUGCAGCCUCCUGCCCUCCACCCUUACUGCUCAGUGCAAGGAUCUGAUUGAGACCUAUGGCCAGGCAAUCAUUGAGCUGCUGAUACAGGAAGCUGAUCCCAAAACUGUCUGCAGCCUGCUGGGGCUGUGCAGGGACGCGAGUCGCGCCUUCAUCCCUGUGAUGGAAAAGGCUGAGUUUGAGGCUGGUGGGUUCUGUGAUGUGUGCAAGAUGGCUGUGCGCUACAUAGACGGCAUCCUGGAGCAGAACGCCACAGAAGCCCAGAUCGAGGAGGCCGUGAAAAAAGUCUGCAACUUCCUGCCUGAUGAAUUUAAAACUCAGUGUGACCAGCUCAUUGAGCAGUAUGAGCCUCUGCUUGUCCAGCUGCUGCUCCAGGCCCUCGACCCUGACUUUGUCUGCAUGAAGCUGGGUGCAUGCCCUGGAGCACUGCGGAUGCUGCUGGGUGUUGAGCAGUGCAGCUGGGGUCCAGCCUUCUGGUGUAAGAACAUGGAGACUGCCACCCGCUGUAAUGCGGUGACCCACUGCAGACGUCACGUUUGGAGUUAGAGUGGAGCGGAGUGCACAAACUGACCUAAGGAGUUAAAGGAGAAUGUCUGUAGCGCUGUGUAUCUGUUAUACAAAAAUCGGCCCUUCCCUGUGUUUUUAUUUUAGACGGUGAAUCAGAUUUAAAUAGUUCUAUCAAAACAAAUUAAGCAAUUUUGCCAUCUGGGGAGGAUUAAAGUUGCCACUCGAGGGAAGGUAAAAGUACUAUGCGGGAGGUGGAGGACAUAUGGAGGGGAGUGAAUUUGACUGAAUUUUUUUACUGAAUGUGAACUGAAUCUUCAACUGCUGACAUUUUGAUUUGGGGGGGGGGGGGUGGCAAUAGUUUUAGUGUGCUUUUUCUCUCCUUGAAUUGCUCUGUUUUUCUUCAAAGGGUGAUUUUGUGUGAAUGUGGGUGGGCAUUAAAGAUAAGGUUGUGCCUUGAGCAAAGAGGAAGUCUAGGAUGUCUGAAUGAAGACCGUUUUGACUCCCUUGUAAAGGAAAACUUGCCCCUGCAACUGCUAUAGCCACAAGAGCAGUGAGCUGACUUAGGAGCUUUUGUUUUUACUGACUAAAAUUUUUCAUCCUAAUUGAAGUUUAUUUUCAAUGUUUUGUAAUAGCAUCUGUAUUCAUCAGUCUGAAGGCCCUGUUAAAUUCCUGUGACCUCACACCCAGUUUUUGUCUGUGGCCUUGAUUGACUUUUUUUUUUUUUUUUUUGUCUUGGUGAAAUGAUCCAGAGCUUCAGUGUGCUUCAAUCUUAAUACAGAGCUAUUUGGUCGAAUCUGUAAAAUUUUUAAUGGAAAUUAAAAGAACCUAAAUCUA